This is a messenger RNA of Bursaphelenchus xylophilus (pine wood nematode), 1954 nucleotides long. NCBI's taxonomy places the organism in Eukaryota, Metazoa, Nematoda, Chromadorea, Rhabditida, Aphelenchoididae. The record is from the annotation of a GenBank genome assembly.
AUGGAGAAACUCGUCCAUUUCCGUUUUCGAGGCUUGCUCCGCGUUCAGGGCUUGACUGAGGUGGUCAUCCAUUUCACUCAUCGUUUGUUCGUGGUGUAUGGCGAUGUUGGUAUCUUCGUUCUGGUCGACGCCUACUCGUGGUACAUUGCUGAUUCCCAGGGGGUCUUGGGAAAACCGUUGCGCGAGUGGGUUUCUGCUGUGUGGUAAGCGGAGCACGUAUUUGGCUUUAUUACGGAACCGUUGUUCUUCAUUGUUGUAUAGCGCCGUAAGAUAAAAUUCGUUCGAAUUGAAAGAUGGCUUAUGCCAGGAUCAAGUUCUUCCCAUGACUGGUCAAGUGUUUCCCUCAAAAUUCGUCUUUUUUUCGAUCUUAAAACACAAGUAAUUUCUGUAAUUUUACGUGACUCCAACCAUAGAAAAACAAUGUUCUUUUUUUGAUACCACCCUCAUUAAUCCCCGAUAAAAUUCCCUACAGGUCAAUAAAACAAUAAUUUUGGAAGGAAGACUUGUCCAACCCACGGGAAAAACUUGACCCGACCCGCAGUGUGGCCCCAGAACACUUGGCUUCAUUCUAGUUUGCUCCGACCAAUACCAUUAACCGUCGCAGGUAGUUAACCACAUGUGGGUUCGAUUUGCUCGGGAAUUACAUCCACACAUUUCCGAGUGCACUCGGUGGAAUUUUUAUUCCUUUCCGAUAUGCUCGGAACACCUUUGUUAAUAGGCCAAUAUGGUGAGUAAAUGGCGGGGAGCUGUGUCUCCAGUGGUUUGCGUGAAACUCCGGCUAAAGGGAUGUUUUCCCUUUGACUGACGGCUACGAUAAUUUUGUUUUGACUCAAAAAAAAAACACGCUUGGUUGUCGAGCUCUAUCGCCGAGGGAGCUGCACUACGCUUGAGAGUUUUUUGCCGGGCAAACACAUGUUGCAUAGUGCAAAGUGAACUUUUGUUUUCGCGCCAUGCAUGUCGCAAAAGUAACUUCAAUGACUUUGCAAACGGACCAGUAUAGGACCGGAGGAUCCGAAGUGUGGCGCUUGGAAUUUCUUUAAAUUUUUGCACGUCCUUCGGGCCUAUGCCACAUAUGAGCUCCUGAAAAAAUUGAAAUUUUCAGCUCGCGAUUUUUAUGUACAACCAAGAUAUUCAACAAGCUUUUUUGCUGAAUUUUCGAAAAGUUGCCUCCAUUUUUUUAAUGGUAAACUGCUGCUUUUUGAUUAAGCUAUCACGUCGACAUUCUAACCAAUAUUCUACCAAUCGGUCGGGAAAAUUAUGAGCACAAGGUCUCUGCGUGACGUCGCUGAAGUGAAAAGCAAUACACUGCUCGCCAAAAUUAUAAAUGCACCUUUAAAAUCGCUGUAACUUUUGUGGUUGUCAAUAAAACUGUGCCAUAUUUGGCUCCAAUAUGUAUUAGUGUACUAUAAAUCUUGUACCAAAAAAUCAUUUUGGAAAGUUUCCACAAUUUGGAAAAAAGUUGAAAAAACCGAAAUUUUUGUGAUUUUCUUUGCGACAAAAUUAUAAAUUCGCGCAAUGUUUUGCAAUUUUCUUGCCGCUGGUGCUGAAGCAAAGUAAUUUAUUGGGCUUGGUGGUAUUCUUAGGGGUCCUUCUGUCAUGCUACGAGGAAAAAACGGUGGUAAAAUUUGUGAAGGGCGGAAUUACGGCUCUGAAACGGCAAGGACCUUAAGUUUCGCAGAUUUCGGCGCAGGCAGGCCAUUCAGCCGGAGUUGUGAAGAACUACUCGACUCACUCGGAAGUCUUCAACACAUCUAAACGUUCUGGCAAAAAAGGUUUACCACCGCGGCAAAGUCAAGGCAAAGAAUUCCGCCGAACUUCCAUCUCCACCAUCUCUGGGUCCCAUAUAGAGCAGGAAACAGGUCUCAAUUGUUGCAGCAUAGCUAUGCUGAGGGCCCUAAGACACAGCGAUGUCAUCACUGGACGCCAUAUGAAAUCGUGCCCCAAGCUGGCCUAG